AAACCGACGACACGCAGUUGUUAGAGAAACAUCGGAACGUUAUCAACAUAUCGAUCAAGAUGAUGGAUUACAAAAUUAUUGGUUAUUUGGCCACUUUGGUAAGUGUCGCCCAGGCAGGAAUACUUGGGCCAGGCGCAGGAUUAAUCGCUGCUCAUGGCGGAGCCGCAGUGGCAGCGGCAAUUCCAGCUCCAGCCGCCGUCGUCAGGACUGAAAAUUACGAUCCGAAUCCUCAAUACAGUUUUAGUUACAGCGUCGCCGAUGGUCUUACAGGUGAUAACAAGGCCCAAGAGGAAACUCGUAACGGUGACGUGGUUCAGGGUAGUUACAGUUUAAUCGAGCCAGAUGGUUCGCGUCGAGUGGUCUCGUACGCUGCCGACCCCAUCAACGGUUUCAACGCUGUCGUUCAAAAAGACCCCAGCAUCACGGUGAAGACCGCAACAGCCGUGCGACCGGUACUCGCACGACCAACCUCGGUAAUCGCUGCAGCCGCGCCUUCCGCCGCUGCCGCCACUGUAGCCGUUCGUCCCCAGGCCGCACUGCUCGGUUCACCUCUAUUGAGACAACCGUUGCUGGCAGCAGCAGCAGCAGCAGCAGCAGCUCCGGCGGUGGCCACCACGAACCUAGUCACAGCGAAUACAGGAUUAGUAGGUCUCGGUCUGGGACUCGGGCUGAGGCAAGGCUCCCUGUACGGUACGCAGGCUCUGCUCACAAGUCCUUACGGCGCCGGAGGCAUCGUCAAAGUGCACUAGACGACCGAUCCUAGUGCGACGCGACGCGACGCGACGCGACUCGGCUUGAUUCCAUUUCACUCGUUUUACUCGUUUUACUCGUUUUACUCGUUUUACUCGUUUUACUCGUUUUACUCGUUUUACUCGUUUUAUUCGGAUCCCAUUCUCUUUAUCUCCAUUUUCCUCUGCUUUUAUUCGCGCUUUUCCUAACCCAGACCCUGAAACGCGCGACCAGAAACUUACCAUCGCCGCCACCGCCGCCCCCUCCGACUAUUUUCAUCGAUACCGUUGCGUAAGUCCGCAUCUAUCCUCUUUUACAACCCCUUCUUUAUUAUCAUCGAUUAUUCCAUCCGACUGUUAUCGCCGUUUCGUUACCAAUCCUGCCCACCGAUAUACUCCCGGCGUGGGUAUCUUGUUCCGCUUCCGUUCCAAAAAAUAUUUCUUUCUUUGCCCCGAAACUAUUAGUGUCGACGUUCCGAUGCUUCGCAGUAAAGACAGAAUAACGAGCAAGCUUCGAAAACAUUUAAAGAAAGAAACCCGAUUACCACCGGAACGACGCGACGCGACGCGACGCGACGUUCCUAUCUUUCGCUCGACCGUCUUUUCUAUCCGUUUUCUACUUGAGAAUUUUAUUUUAUUUCGAAACGUAAUCGCAAUUUAAACGCCACUCGGACGAAGCAUCGCAACGACGCUCGCAUCUUUACUUGAUUCGCUUAAAGAGCAAACUUAACAAUAUUGCGGACAACUAUACGUAUAUUUAUAGGCAAUAUAGUGUGUACUCGUGCAUUUUACAAUAGACGAUAAGCCUCCUCGGCGAAGAAACAGAGUUAAACCGACACACGAUCCUCUAUCGAUCACCGCUUUACUUACUCGCACUUGUCCGUCAUUCGUUGGAAAGUUCCAAAGAUGGAAAGUGUACUUACACGAGAUACGAGCGAGCGACGAGACGUAAGUAUGUAUGUAAGUACAUAUGUACGCGUUUCUACCGAAGAUACAUUUUUUUAAACGAGUACCAUUACUGGAUAAAAAAUAAAUCUAUUAUUUAGCAAACAUCCCCGACAGAGUCGUUUAAUAUUUGCAUCAACCUUGGAUCAAAAAGAAAAGAAAAUACUUGAACGCUUAGGUUGGCUUACGUCGAUUUAACGAGAACAAGAAAAUGGACACGGUCCUCGACAACGUUCGUGUUACAGAACCGAGUGAAAUCCUAAAUGCAACAACGUAUCGUCUCGUUCGAGCUGGACUAACAAUAUUUUUCCCUUCGCUUCGCAAAAUUGUACAUUGUAUACUCGAAAACCAUGGAUACGCAGCAGCAGUUUCCAAUUCGACAACGGCGCUUUGGAAACACUGCGGUCAGGAUUGAAAUAUUUUUACCGCGCAUUCGAGAAGGAAUUCCCUUAGUAAAUUAACGCAUCACGCUACAAAGGUGUCUCUACUAAAAAUGGCACGGUUAAAACGAACGCGUAUCAACGAGCAAAAAUAAAAUGAACCUUUUAAAGGAACGGUAGGCAAUUAUUUUCAAUA
Molecule: messenger RNA, 2249 nt
Organism: Colletes gigas
Lineage: Eukaryota; Metazoa; Arthropoda; Insecta; Hymenoptera; Colletidae
Product: larval cuticle protein A3A-like
Exons: 4
Coding region: 60-749 (229 amino acids)
Cellular component (GO): extracellular matrix
Source: RefSeq, a predicted model, not a curated record